AGCAUAGCUUUAGAGAUGCUGACACCUUUUCUUUUUUUUCCCCUUAAUUUGUUUAGAACUUACGCUAUCAGGAGGAUAAGAGAUGCCUUCAGAGAAAAUAAGAAUGUGAAAGAUCCUGUAGAAAUUCAGACUCUAGUGAAUAACGCCAAAAGAGACCUGGGAAUGAUUCGCCGACAGGUCCACAUUGGCCAACUGUAUUCGACUGACAAGCUUAUCAUUGAGAAUCAAGAAAAGCCCAAGACCUAAGGACCACCACCACCAGCCACCAUCAGCAACCAUGGACCACCUUCAGCAUCCACUCUGUGCUUAGGACUGGGGCUCCAAAUGGACCACGAGUGGCCUCUUGCAUCAGCUUAAAAUAAUAACCUCUUGCUCAGCCUGCCCUGUAGGAACUGAUUAAUUGAGUGAGGUUUCCAUUCUUCUGUGGCCUUAGUGAAAAGGGUGGCUGUCCCUCCUUGGUUCGAGUGUUAGAAUGAAGAGCUGGUGCUCACUCAGAAUAAUGGUGUGUAUCAUUGUGUCUCCUCUCCACCCACCCCUCUUUAGCAGCUCAUCACCUCUGUAGAGCAUCCCCAGACCUUGUUUCUUAGCCCUCAACAAUAAACAGGAUUGUCUCCCUAAGCCUGCUA
Miniopterus natalensis is the source of this 626-nucleotide messenger RNA. The record is from RefSeq and is a predicted model, not a curated record. NCBI's taxonomy places the organism in Eukaryota, Metazoa, Chordata, Mammalia, Chiroptera, Miniopteridae.